This is a messenger RNA of Oncorhynchus kisutch (coho salmon), 7854 nucleotides long. RefSeq names its product voltage-dependent calcium channel gamma-4 subunit-like. NCBI's taxonomy places the organism in Eukaryota, Metazoa, Chordata, Actinopteri, Salmoniformes, Salmonidae. The record is from RefSeq and is a predicted model, not a curated record. Gene Ontology annotation, biological process: positive regulation of synaptic transmission, glutamatergic; calcium ion transmembrane transport; postsynaptic neurotransmitter receptor diffusion trapping. The transcript is spliced from 4 exons. Gene Ontology annotation, molecular function: voltage-gated calcium channel activity; channel regulator activity. The coding region runs from base 316 to 1305 and encodes 329 amino acids. Gene Ontology annotation, cellular component: voltage-gated calcium channel complex; AMPA glutamate receptor complex; postsynaptic density membrane.
CAAAUCAAUUCAUUUGAGGAGCGAAAGCAAUUCCCACAUCGAAAAACACCAUUCCAUUCUUGGGGGUGGAAAACGUCAACCUGUGGAGGAAUCAACGACUUCUGCGAUGUGAACUUUGGGGAAUUAAAACCAUGAGAAGCGUGAAGAGGAAAAAGCUCCUGAACUUAAGAAGCACUCCAGUUGAAGUUUACAUGAAAGUGAUGUUCUAGAAAAAAAAACGGCAACGAUAGCCAUAUUCUGCCGCACCAAUUCGCCAUAUGGUUAGAGCGGGUGCCUCUUUAGUGUGUGUUGUGUUGUGGAUUAUUAUGAGGCGUCAUGGCGUGGUGUGACCGUGGCUGUCAGAUACUGCUGACCAUCGUGGGCGCUUUUUCAGCUUUCAGUCUGAUGACAAUAGCUAUUGGGACCGACUACUGGCUCUAUUCUCGGGCGUACAUAUGUAACGCCACCAAUGUCACCACGGACGACAUGCAACCCAAGAAAACUAGAGGCGACCUGACGCACUCCGGACUGUGGCGGAUUUGUUGUAUAGAAGGAAUCAACAAAGGAAGCUGUCUUCGGAUCAAUCACUUCCCAGAAGAUAACAACUACGACACAGACAGCUCGGAAUACAUCUUACGUAUAGUGCGGGCCUCCAGCCUCUUCCCCAUCCUGAGCAACAUCUUGUUGUUGCUGGGAGGACUGUGUGUCGGGGCUGGGAGGAUCUACAGCAGUAAGAACAACAUCCUGCUCAGCGCCGGCAUCCUGUUUGUGGCUGCAGGUCUAAGCAACAUCAUCGGCAUCAUCGUCUACAUCUCCAGUAAUGCCGGUGACCCCAGCGACAAGAAGGACGAGGACAAUAAGGGUAGCUAUGGAUACGGCUGGUCUUUCUACUUCGGAGCGCUGUCCUUCAUCGUGGCGGAGUCCGUUGGCGUUCUCGCUGUCAAUAUCUACAUCGAGAAGAACAAGGAGACGCGGUGCCGGGCGAGGCGGGAGUUCAUCAAGACCACCUCGCCCUACUCCCGUAUCCCUAGUUACCGUUACCGGCGGCGACGCUCCCGUUCCAGUUCCCGCUCCACCGACCCGUCCCGAGAGACCUCACCCGUCGGGGUUAAGAUGGGAGGAGGAGGGGGAGCAGGCAUAGGAAGUGGAGCAAGCUUUGGGAUGCCCAUGGGUGGUAUCUCCAUGUACGCCCUCAGUAGGGACACUAUGAAAAGUGGGAUAGCUGGGUACUGUAGUCCAGAGCGUGACUCAAGCUUCCUGCAGGUCCACAACUGCUUCCAGAAAGAUCUGAAGGAGGGUGUCAACAGGAGAACGACUCCCGUAUGAGGGUUGGAAUGCAUCUCUGAACUUGGUAGGAUACAGGAGACUUCACUAAACUGUAAAGGAAACACUUGGACAGCACAUGAUCCAGGAUCAUUGUUGCAACUACAAUACACAGACUAUCUUCCAUGUUGAAAGGUCAUAGUUCAUAUGAUGGAGUGUGCUCUUUUUUUGGUAUAACAAAAUUGCCGUCCGUCUUCGUUUGAAUGUGGAGGAGAAAUGGACGCUGAAGGAAUAUUUCGAAAACCUUUGGUAAAGCUACUAUAAGUCCAUUUACAAAGACUACAGAAACCCAGACCUUUAGUAGCAAUGCUUCUGUGAUACACCAUAAGAAAAGUAUGUGUUUUGCAUAUCCCUCAACAAAUGGUAGUCAUAUCUUGUUGUUUUGAUGUUGUCAAGUGAUAAAACUCACUGGAGGGGUUUGAUUUUGCCAUUGUAACUGGUGCUAUACACUUUCAACACACUUUGAAUAUUCUGAUUACACUCUUGGAAGAAAGGGUUCCAAAAUAGUUUUGAGCUGUAGGAGAAACCUUUUUGCUUUGGGUUCCAUGUAGAACCCCAUGUAGAAGGGGUUCUAUACUGAACAAAAAUAUAAACGCAACAUGUAAAGUGUUCAUGGAAUAAAAGAUCCCAGAAAUGUUACAUAUGCACAAAAAUCUUAUUUCUCUAAAAUGUUGUGCACAAAUAUGUUUACAUCCCUCUUGGUGAACAUUUCUCCUUUGCCAAGAUAAUCCCAAGAUAAUCCAUCCACCUGACAGGUGCAUAUGAAGAAACUGAUUAAACAGCAUGAUCAUUACACAGGCACACCUUGUGCAGGGGACAAAAAGACCACUCUAAAAUGUGCAGUUUUGUCAAACAACACAAUGCCACAGAUGUCUCAAGUUUCGAGGGAGCGUGCAAUUGGCAUGCUGACUGCAGGAAUGUCCCCCAGAGCUGUUGCCUGAAAAUUGAAUGACAAUUUCUCUACCAUAAGCCGUCUCCAACGUUGUUUUAGAGAAUUUGGCAGUACGUCCAACUGGCCUCAUAACCUCGCCAGCCCCUGACCUCCACAUCCAGCUUCUUCACCUGCGGGAUCGUCUGAGACGAGCCAUCCAGACAGCUGAUGAAACAGAGUAUUUCUGUCUGUAAUAAAGCCCUUUUAUGGGGAAAAACGAAUUAUAAUUGGCUAGGACUGGCUCCCCAGUGGUUGGGCCUAUACCCUCCCCGGCCAACCCAUGCCUGUGCCCCAGUCAUGUGAAAUCCAUAGAUUAGGGCCGAAUUAAUUCAUUUAAAAUCACUGAUUUCCUGACAUGAACCGUAACUCAGUAAAAUCAUUGAAAUUGUUGCAUUUUGCAUUUAAAUUUUUGUUCAGUAUACAUAAAACCCCAAAAGGUUCUACCUAGAACUAAAAAGGGUUAUUCAAAGGGUUCACAUAUGGGGACAGCUGAAGAUCCCUUUUCAGUCCUAGAUAGCAAAUCUUCUAAAACCUGGGAAUUUUGGUAAACUUUUUUUUGUACAUUUUGUAACUCUAAUCCUUCUCACUAACUGUCAUGUGAUCCUCAUCUAUCUAUCUAUCUAUCUAUCUAUCUAUCUAUCUAUCUAUCUAUCCUCUGUGGUCUUUGUAUUGGCGGGAACUGGUGUACCUGUACGCUACAUAUGUUUGUACUUUGAUCUGACCCACUGCCAUACUCUUACUAUUAGUAAAUAUCCAAAUACAAACCUGUUGUAGAUUGAAAAUAAGUAAGGGGGAUGUAGGGAAAUACUGAACUCCUUUUCAUGAAUAACAUUCCAAUCAAUGUAAAUAGUAGAUUUAUUUCAAUCAAACAUACAUUGUCUUUAUUGAGUGUUCUAUAUUAUUUUCGAUUUUGCUCAGGGAAGCUGUAUUGGUAUCAACUAAUUUACACCUUUAUGAAGCAUUACCUAUUAGGUAUAUUACGUAAAAGCAUUUAUGCUGUUAUAUCUUGUCUAAUGCCAUAAAGACUGUCAUCAGUGUCCAAAAAUAGAGGUGAGAUCACACUGUAGGCUAUGUCUUGUUGUUUAUGAAUCUACUUUUUAAUCAUGUACUUCUGUGGAGGACUGUGUGUAUGGCAAACUCCAUGUAGAAGUUGCCCGUAGGCACAGAUCUAGCAUCAGCUUACCAAAAUCCUAACCUUAACCAUGAGCGGAUAAAAACCUUGGAUCAGCAUCUUGAGAAAAUGUCAUUCCCUUAUGUGUUGGAAAACUAAAGUCUUGUUCACAUUAGCAGUUUGAAGUGACUCAAAUCUUCCAAAAAUUGCAUAUCCUUGAUGUGCUAUUUUUCCUGCAGUCUGAACAACCAAAAAGCACAUGGAAUUGUAUAGUUGAAGCCACAUUUCUAACCACCUCUGUAGGUGGUUAGAAAUCUGAUCCCUGGCCCUGCGACUUGUGUCGGAAUGGUCAAAUCUGAUUUAUUUGCCCUUAAGUGUGUUUUAGGCUGUUAAUUGAAAUAUCUUGUUCCUUUUUAGCUACACUUUUGACAGUUUGACAAGAACAUGUGGUAGCCAACUAACGUUAGCUAGUUGAUUGUUUGCAAACAAAUGAGUGAAUGUGCUAGACCGCUACCUAGCUAGUUGACUGCUGUGGCACGCCAAAAAGGACUUGUUUUGAAAGUUGGAUAAUUUUGUCUGUUGACAAGUGAUCUUACACUAUAAUUUUGAAUGUUCAAAACAACUGGGAAACAUCCAUGGCAGGCAUUGUUGUCACUUUAACUUGCUACAUAACUUCUGAGCGACAGGAAGUAGUAGCACCACCACCAAUCAGCCUACACCAUUGCACACACACCCGUCGUUACCAUGACAACUAGCGUAGCCAUGUCAGCAAAUGACUUCUGUCUGAACACGCAUCCGGUUUGGUAACUUGAUGUUUGGACAGUCAAUAUUCCAAAAAGGUUUUGAAAACAAAACUGAUUUGAGCAUUAAAGCCUGCAGUGUGAACAAGGCUUAAAAGGCCACUAGUCAGAGCCAACUUCCUUUAAAUUGAAUCAUCUGUGUAGCACAGUACACAACCUUCUUCCUUCAAACGCCACAUUGUUCAUGGUAUUCAGCUCCCCCUCACAUUGAGCUAAUGAGGCAGGCUUGAUAGGCCUGUAAAUGCUCCAUUCUGUGGCAGCACGAAAGGCAUUAAGACAUUACGAGCAUUCACAGGGUGUGAAUGAAGGGAAUUAACAUCAAGUCACUUCAAGCAUGAGUCUACUAACAGACUCCAAUACAGUGACAAGAAAAAGUAUGUGAACCCUUUGGAAUUACCUGGACUUCUGCAUAAAUUAGUCAUAAAAGUUGAUCUGAGCUUCAUCUUAGUCACAACAAUAGACAAACACAGUGGACUUAAACUAAUAACACACAAAGUAUUGUAUUUUCUAAUCUAUAUUGAAUACAUUAUUUAAACAUUCACAGUGUAGGUUGGAAAAAGUAUGUGAAACCCUAGGCUAAUGACUUCUCCAAAAGCUCAUUUGAGUCAGGAGUCAGCUAACCUGGAGUCCAAUCAAUGAGACGAGAAUGGAGAUGUUGGUUAGAGCUGCCUUGCCUUUUAAAAAACACUCACAAAAGAGUUUGCUAUUCACAAGAAGCAUUGCCUGAUAUGAACCAUGCCUCGAACAAAGGAGAUCUCAGAAGACGUAAGAUGAAGAAUUGUUGACUUGCAUAAAGCUGGAAAGGGUUACAAAAGUAUCUCUUAAAGCCUUGAUGUUCAUCAGUCCAUGGUAAUACAAAUUGUCUGUAGAUGGAGAAAGUUCAGCACUGUUGCUAGUCUCCCAAGGAGUGGCCGUCCAGGUCUGUUCGUCAGCCACGAAUUUGAACAAUUCUCUCCCCUCAUCACAGAUAGUUUCAUCCACGAUAAAGCUAAGCUUGUUCUCUCCAGUGUGAGCCAGUGAUUUUUCCUCCCCCUCUAAAGGAGACAGAAAUGACAGGAUUUUGUGUUCCACGUGGCCAAUGACUGAGCUGUUAGUUAACUAGCUACUGUGUGACAGCACCGCUGGCACCAUCUAUGUUGAACGAUUUGUCUGAGUCUGUCAGUCAUAGCAAUUGAGGAUAAGAUUACAGACAAAACAGUGACCGGCAGUCACUUUUCCAUGUAUGUUUUUCAUUUGAACUUCACAUUGAUAGACAGCUUCAUUAGAAUUUUUUAUUUUUAUCAUGAACUUUCAAUCAUUAUUUACUUUAACCAUGGUCCAUGGCUAUCACCACAACAUGCACAACAAUAUCACCACUGUAUAUUUUUAUUCUUAACAGCUUCCCGCUAAUGAUUUUGGUAUGCUUUAAGAAUAGAGAAGAGCGCCCUUCCCAACGAUUUAGAGUUUAAAAAAAAUCUACAAACAAAUAAUAAUUAUAUGAAAUAAUACAAAUAGAAAUAGUAACAGAAAAUGAAUAAGAUACACAAGAAUUAAGCUAUAUACAGGGAGUACCACUACCAUAUCACUGUGCAGGGGUAUGAGGUCUUUGAGGUAGAUACACUAUACGAUGCAUUCGGAAAGUAAUCAGACACCUCAACUUUUUUCACAUUUUGUUACGUUACAGCCUUAGUCUAAAAUGUAUUCAAUAUUUUUUCCCAUCAAUCUACACGCAAUACUCAAUAUAGGUAAAGUGAAUACAGGUUUUUAGAAAUGUUUGCAAAUUUAUUACAAAUAAAAAACAGAAAUACCUUAUUUACAUACAUAUUCAGACCCUUUGCUGUGAGACUGAGCUAUUGAGCUCAGGUGCAUCGUGUUUCUAUUCAUUAUUCUUGAUUUGUUUCUAAAACUUGAUUGGAUUUACCUGUGGUAAAUUCAAUUGAUUGGACAUGAUUUGGAAAGGCAAACACCUGUCUAUAUAAAGGUCCCACAGUUGACAGUGCAUGUCAGAGAAAAAAACAAGCCAUGAGGUCAAAGGAAUUGUCCGUAGAGCUCUGAGACAGGAUUGUGUUGACGCACAGAUCUGGGGAAGGGUACUUAAGCAUUUAUGCAUCAUUGAAGGUCCCCAAGGGUACAGUGGCCUCCAUCAUUCUUAAAUGGAAGAAGUUUGGAACCACCAAGACUCGUCCUGGAGCUGGCCGCCCGGCCAAACUGAGCAAUCGGUGAAGAAGGGCCUUGGUCAGGGAGGUGACCAAGAACCCGAUGCUCACUCUGACAGAGCGACAGAGUUCCUCUGUGGAGAUGGGAGAACCUUCCAGAAGGACAUCCAUCUCUGCAGCCCUCCACCAAAUCAGGCCUUUAUGGUAGAGUGGCCAGACAGAAGCCACUCCUCAGUAAAAGGCACAUGAAAGCCCUUUUGGAGUUUGCCAAAAGGCACCCAAUGGACUCUCAGACCAUGAGAAACAAGAUUCUCUGGUCUGAUUAAACCAAGAUUGAAUUCUAUGGCCUGAAUGCCAAGCUUCACGUCUGGAGGAAACCUGGCACCAUCCCUACGGUGAAGCAUUGUGGUGCCAACAUAAUGCUGUGGGGAUGUUUUUCAGCGGCAGUGACUGGGAGACUAGUCAGGAUCAAGGGAAAGAUGAACGGAGCAAAGAACAGAGAGAUCCUUGAUGAAAAUCGUAGAUUGAUGAGGAAAAAAACGAUUUACUCAAAAAUAGAAUAAGGCUGUAACGUAACAAAAUGUGGAAAAAGUCAAGGGGUCUGAAUGCACUGUACAUACACAGACAAAAGUAUGUGGACACCUCUUCAAGUUAGUGGAUUCAGCUAUUUCAUCCACACCCGUUGCAGACAGGUGUAUAAAAUCGAGUACAAUGCCAUGCAAUCUCUAUAGACAAACAUAUGGGUGUGAAUGUGUGUGGUUUUGUGUGAGAGUGUCAGUGUAGUGUGUGUGAGUGAGUGUAUAUACUGUAUAGUCUUGUGUGCAUAGUGUCAGUGCAAGAUCGGGUCAAUGCAGAUAGAAUGGAUAACCAUUUAAUUAACUAUUUAGCAGUCUUAAUGGCUAUUUAGCAGUCUUCUGGUUUGGGGGUAGAAGUUGGCCUGAGAACCAAUGCUCCGGUACCGUUUGCCAUACGGUAGCAGAGUGAACAGUCUAUGGCUUGGGUGGCGGAAGUCAUGGCAAUCUUUCGGGCCUUCCUCUGACACAGCCUGGUAUAGAGGUCCUGGAUGGCAGGGAGCUCAGCCCCAGUGAUGUACUGGGCCGUCCCCCCACUCUCUGUAGCACUUUGCGGUAAAGGGCGGUGACUCAUCACCAUCGGUGAUUAGACCUACCACCGUCAUGUCAUCAGCAAACUUUAUGAUGUUGUUAGAGUCGUAUUUGGUCACGCAGUCGUAGGAGAACAGGCAGUAGUCGUGGGUGAUCAGGGAGAAAAGUGUAUCCAUCUGCUUGAUGUUUUUCCUCUCUCAAUGUAGAUAUUGAUGUCUGCCAUUGUCUUGGUAACAGCCAGUGCUACCUUAAGGUAAUGUUAUUCUGGGAAGAUAAUAUUAGGCUACAGGCCUUAUUUUGGCUAAUCUCUGAAAACUCUAUUGGGGCACAUGAAAGCGAGAAUACAGAAUGAAUGAGAGUAGCUCCACUGAAAUCUCUGUCAGGCAUCCCUCUAAAAUAUAUGUACUGUAAUUGAUUCCAAGUGUCUUUGAACAUGUGUUUUAAUUGAAUAAAAAAAGGUAAUGUCACUGUC